Molecule: messenger RNA, 1453 nt
Organism: Fundulus heteroclitus (mummichog)
Lineage: Eukaryota; Metazoa; Chordata; Actinopteri; Cyprinodontiformes; Fundulidae
Exons: 2
Coding region: 45-1133 (362 amino acids)
Molecular function (GO): zinc ion binding
Source: RefSeq, a predicted model, not a curated record
AAGCAUGGACAGCCGAUCCCUCGCUAUUUCCACCAACUACAAAUAUGGACAUCAUUUUUUAUCUUGUUAAUGGUGUUAGUGCAUAUACACUUGAAGAAUUCCGAAACUACAAAUCUCUGGAAGCUCAUGGACUGUUUACUAACGGUUGGGUGCAAGAUUUAUACUCAUUUCAACCAGAAGGAUGCACUAAUACUGUGGUCACCGCAAAGGUGAUGCACUCCCAACGCCUGCGAGAAGCGCCACUCAAUCCCUGGGCCAUCAUCGAGUCAUCUGGGGCUAUAUCCUCUGCUCACUGCACCUGUAUGGCGGGCAUAGGAGAAUCUUGUACACAUGUUGCUGCUAUGCUGUUUAAGUUGGAGGUAAUUGUCAGAUGCAGAGAGACAGUGACAGUGACUGGCAGACCAGCAUACUGGAUGAUUCCAGGUAAUCUUUCUAAAGUGGUACCAGAGCCUGGAUAUAAAAUUGAUUUCACAAGUUCAAAGGCAAAAAGAAAGACUCUGAACAGACUCCUGGAAGGAGGGACUGUAGCUGCACCUGGCAUCAGGACAAAACGCACAAAGACAACUAGUACUGUGUCAAAUGAGCAGUUGGACUCCUUUUUUAGGGCAAUUCACAAGGCAUCACCACAAGCUGCUGUGCUAUCAUGUUUGCCUGAAUAUUGUGAAGCAUUUAUUGACCAGGUCCAACCAUUAACUGUGCCACGUACCCUUCACUCUCUACGUGAUGCGACAAUGGAUGGCAAGGAUAUAUCUGUUUUGCGCAAGCACUGCGAAUCACUUGUUAGUAGGACCUCACUUUCAAACAAGCAAGCUGAAUACAUAGAAUGUAAUACAAGAAAGCAAAACAAAUCUUUAACAUGGCAUCACUAUUGUGCUGGGAGGGUAACAGCAUCUAACAUGCAUUCAGUUUAUGUAGCAAAUCUGGACAAACCUUCACAGUCUGUUAUUAAUGCUGUGUGCUAUCCUACAAAUGAAACAAACAGCUCUAGUGCUAUUGCAUGGGGGAGACAAAAUGAGGACGGUGCCAGGGAAAUGUACAGACUACAGUCUAACAGAGAUCACGUUGGUUUUGAGGUGACACAGUGUGGUUUUUUUUGUGAACCCAAAGUUUCCAGAGGUAGGAGCAUCACCUGACGGCCUUGUACAUUGCAUCUGUUGUGGCCGAGGAUGUAUUGAAAUUAAAUGCUCAUAUAAGUACCGUGACCUAACGGUGAUUGAGGCUUGCAAUAGCUCUGACAGGAACUUCUGUUUGGAAUUACAUGAAGGGGAGAUGCGUUUGAAGCCACAGCACCCCUAUUAUAAACAGGUGCAAACUCAGAUUUUUGUUACCGAGACUGAAUACUGUGAUUUUGUUAUGUGGACAAAAAAAGACCUGGCUGUGAUACGAGUUGCACCAGACCUGGAGCUUUGGACAGCUAUCCUUGAGAAGGCAAAACAAUUUUUUGUAUGUGUGA